Phyllostomus discolor (pale spear-nosed bat) is the source of this 2544-nucleotide messenger RNA. RefSeq names its product coiled-coil domain containing 159 (gene CCDC159). The transcript is spliced from 10 exons. The record is from RefSeq and is a predicted model, not a curated record. Bases 1221 to 2063 code for a protein of 280 amino acids. Lineage: Eukaryota; Metazoa; Chordata; Mammalia; Chiroptera; Phyllostomidae.
ACCAGAAUUUUACCCAAUUACACGGCGGCUCCUAAGAUCUGCGGAAGAGGAAAGGCGCCAAUGAGUUGCAUCGGAGGGGGCGGAGCUAAAAGCCAGCCCCACCCCUCUCUAUGACUACCUCCGGGCUCAGCGUGGUUUAAGGGGAUGGUGUCCCACAGGAUCAAAUUUUAGCGUCACAGCUGGGGACAGGCUUCGCGGUCCUUGAUGGGAGAGCUUGAGCAGGUGGUUCUUCCCUGGACAAGACCUUGGACUGUACAACUCACUGGUCCAGAAGCCCAGAACUAGAGACCUUGGGGCCAGCAGCUUCAGAGAACACAGUGACGAGUAUAGACUGGAAGCGAGGGAGGGACUCAGGGCCUCGGUCGAAUGGGUAUCCCCCCUUGCCCAACUCAGACUCCUUGCAGGAGCACUGUAAUGACCAGGAACUGGUGAAGAAGCGUCAGAGCAUCACUAAGGUCACCCCCACCUGGGAAACCCCUUCCUGCUGCACUGCAAUCUAUUGCUGUGGGGCCCAGGGAGGGGGUUUGGAGGCAGGGUGGUCCUCCUCAAGAACCCUCCCACCAUGUGUCUUCAGCACCCAGAACACCUCCCAGCACUCAGCAGGCCUGCAAUGAAAGUGUAUUAAUGGAUGAGGGAAUGAAUGAAAUGGAUAUGGGAUUGUGUGUCUUACUGGAGUCUAGUCUGUAUUGUCUCUGGGUAUAACUGCCUGUGUGUUUGUGUCUGGUUAUAUACUGGAAACAAGUGUGAGUGAGUGCCCUGGGUCUUAUGACUUAGAGUGCAUGGCUGUGCCCAGGGUUGUGACCAUGUGGCUGUGGUUGUCGUGGAAUUAGGCACGAUUAUGUAUGACUGCUAUCGGUGCUGCCUGCAGACAUUGUCAAUGUCAUUUGCCCCUAAGGAGGAGGGCCAUUUCCUGAUCCCAGGCCAGAGACAGGGCUUUGCAUGUGUGUGCUGUCAGGGGCAGCCCAGAGGCACACACAUGCAGGAUACAAGCCACAUAAAUGCACUUCUGAGCAUGCAUGGGCCAGAGAGGAAUGCACACAUGUGCCUCAAGGCAGCUUUGCCUGCACUCAGGGUGUGGGACCCAACUCAUUUCCAAACCCCCCACACUGGGUUAGGGUGAGCAAGGAGGCAGUCCUGGGAUGAAUUUCUACUGUCCUCAUAUUCCCCUACCCUAGAAGCCGUUGGAGACCAACUCUGCCAAAGUCAAAGUUAAGUCCACCAUGAUUCCUGACACGCAGAAGCUCCUGAGAUGCGAACUGGAGGCACUCAAGAACCAGCUACAGGCCCAGACCAAGGCUUUCGAGUUCCUAAAUCACUCAGUGACCAUGUUGGAGAAGGAGAGCUGCCUGCAGCAAAUCAAGAUCCAACAGCUUGAAGAAGUCCUGUGCCCCACGAGUCGGCAGAAAGAGAAGGAUGGAAACAAGUGGAACACGGAGCAGGGACAGCAAGAGCUGUAUGGGGCCCUGGCAGAAGGCCUGGAGGGGCUGCAGAAGACCCUGCGGGACAGUGAGGAGGUGCAGCAGGCCCGUACUACCCGCUGCCUGCAGCUGCUGGCCCAGGAGAUCCGAGACAGCAAGAAAUUCCUGUGGGAGGAGCUGGAGCUGGUUCGGGAGGAGGUGACCUUCAUCUAUCAGAAGCUCCAGGCACAGGAGGAGGAGAUCACUGAGAACUUGGUGAACAUCCAGAAGAUGCAGAAGACCCAGGUGAAGUGCCGUAAGGUCUUGACCAAGAUGAAACAGCAGGGGUAUGAGACAUCCAACUGGCUGGAGACAGAGGAGAUGCCAUCAGGAGGCAAUGGUUCUUGGAGGGGUGACCUCCAGAAGGAGCUGAGUGACAUAUGGCUACAAGGAACACCGAUGCCUGAGCCCUCCACACCCCUCCUGGGACUCGGACUCAGACUCAGACCAGGACCCUUCCCAGCCCCCGUUCAGCAAAAGCCACUCCUUCCCACCAGCCUGAGCAGCAGGGGCUGCUCUCCCCGGAGACCCCACCAGAGAGAAAAUAAACUAGCAGAGACCCUCCUCCACCUGUGGACUGUUGUACCUGCUGCUUCUUGUGCCUGAGAGUGACCCACCCCCAUUUACUCCCCAGUAUUGGGGAGAGACAGGAGACCCCAGCUUGUUUGGGAUGUGUGGGCCUAGGGUCAGGGGACUGUGUGAAGCCAGAUUAGUAUAGGACAGGUCAGAGGUUGGUCUGUCCAGAUAUGAGUGGCCAGACAGGCUGUUUCACACUGCUGCCCCUACUGCCUAAAUGGGAAAACUGAGGCCCAAAGAGAGAGCUUGGUGACCCAGGGUCACACUCUGAUACUCCGCCCUCUUCACCCUCAGCACCUCCCCUCACCCGGAGUCCACCCUCUCAACCUCCAGCCUUCAUUUUCCCCAUCUGUUCUUACAUGCCCCGCCCCAAAGAACAUCCGAGGCCCCUCCUCGUAUCAUGAUAAUAACCAUUGCGAGGCCCCGCCCACAUCAUCAUUCAAAUAAGACUUCCCAAAGGCCCCGCCCCUCGUUCCUCCACGGAGUCUGCGCGGCGAGGAGUCGGAUCAGA